This is a messenger RNA of Gallus gallus (chicken), 11876 nucleotides long. It is a transcript of the gene KLF5L, whose product is annotated as Kruppel-like factor 5-like. Bases 8135 to 9313 code for a protein of 392 amino acids. The transcript has 5 exons. The record is from RefSeq and is a predicted model, not a curated record. Lineage: Eukaryota; Metazoa; Chordata; Aves; Galliformes; Phasianidae. Gene Ontology annotation, molecular function: DNA-binding transcription factor activity, RNA polymerase II-specific; RNA polymerase II cis-regulatory region sequence-specific DNA binding. Gene Ontology annotation, biological process: regulation of transcription by RNA polymerase II.
CCCGCUCUGCCCUCUGCCCAUGGGUUGCCAGGACGGGGCUGGCUGUCGGUGCCGCUGGACAAGGCUGUGACCCGUCACUGCUCCGGCCCCACAGCGUGUCCCGCUGCCCCCCGGAGCCUGCCCACCGCAGCCUCCUUAUCUCAGUCCUCUUCCCCACUCCACAAAUCGCUGCUCUAACAAGGGGAGGGGGGCAGCUAUUUGCUGCUGGAAACAUUAUUCGAUCCGUGUUGGGAGGAGAUCAGGCAUUCGUGGAGUUUGCACUUGUUUUGGCCCUUUUCUCAGCCUUGCUGGCUACUCUGACCCAAAUUACAAAGCAAAAAGAAAGGAGAUGAUAGAAAUGUUUUUCCAUUCCAGUUUCGGCUGGAUUGACCAGAAAGAAUUUUUCCCUUUAAAUCUCAAGAGGCUGGUACUAGAAGGGAGAGGGAGAAGGAAAAUAAACAAACCCAAGGCGCAUUCAGGGAGGUGUUCCAGGGAAAAGGAGACGUUCCCACUGCGGCACCCCCGGGGCUGGGUGCUGUCAGAGAGGGAGCUGCGUCCCUCUGGGCUGGGUUUGCUCUCUGGGCAGCUGAGUGACCCCACUGCUGAGUCCCCUGAGCCUCUUGGAGCCACCCAUGGCUUUCACCCUGGCCUUCCUUGGGUGCAAGUGUUGUCCUCUGCGGUGCAAACCCAGACCAUGCCCUCCUGUGAGAGCUGCCCCACAGCUGGUGGGAGUGAGGUCAUGAGAACAGGUCUCUGCGACCCUGGGGGUGAUUCUGUAUGGCCAGGAGGUGUUGGAGAGCACGAUGGUGGUGGCGUGUCCCUUGGUCCCUGCCAAGCACGUGGGACAGGAGCUGGCUCCUAGUGUGCUUUCCUGGUGAGCAGCACAAGGUGCUGCAGGGGGGUCAUUACUGUGGCUGGAUUGCUAAAACUGGGUAGAAUGGGGCCUGACAGCAGAGUCCCAUUAUAGGAUUUGAGGAUGGCUAUGGUGAUUCAGUGAGUCACACUGGUUGCAGGUCUUGCAGAGCUGAUGCUGGAGGAUCACUCGGGCCUUCUGCAACAAUGGGGGUGGUCAGGACCCGAUGCAGAAGUGGCUGGGAAGAGAGAAUAGAGAAAACACAGCCUGUUUCCUGCCAUGACCUGCAUGCUCUGGCAGCCAACAGGGCCAACCAUGCCCUGGGGUGUACAGACCCAGCACUGCCACCGGGCAAGGGAAGGGAUUGUCCCACUCUGCUCUGCACUGCGCUGGUGUGUCCUCACCUCGAGGUUUGGGUGCCGCAAGAUAAGAAGCACAUAAAACUGUCAGAGAGCAUCUGAAGGGGGGCUACAGAGAUGGGGAGGGGCCUGGAGGGCACGGUGUGUGAGGGUCCCUGGGUCUGUUGGGCCUAGGGCAGAGGAGCUGAGCAGAGCCCUCGUGGUGGCUGCAGCUCUCACAGGGAGCGGAGGGCAGCGCUGAGCUCUGCUCUCUGUGACAGCAAUGGAGCCCGAGGGAACGGCAUGGAGCUGUGUCAGGGGAAGGCUGGGGGGUCAGGGAAUGGGUCUGCACCAGAGGAUGGUGGGCAAAGAACAUCCCCAGGGCAGUGGGCACGGCCCUGAGCUGCUGGAGUUCAAGGAACAUCUGGACAUGACUCUCAAACAUUGGGUUUGUAUAUUGGGUGGUCCUGUGUGGAGCCAGGGGUUGGACUCAGUGGUCGUCGUGGGUCCCCUCCAACUUUGGGAUAUUCUUUGAUUCAUUGCCUCCUUUUUCUCGAGUGGGCCUUGUGAGGACCAGGGAUGUGCUUUCCUGUUCUUCAGUGACACAGCGCCCUGCACAGCCUGCUUGGAACCGGGGUGAUGGCUGCUUAGAGGGGACUGGAGUCAUUGUGUUGGGAUCAACUGGAGCCCGCAGCCUCCAGGACCAGCCUGCAGGUCUGCACAUCUGCUGGGCUCUGUGCCUGGCAGGUGUCUGCAGGGCUGCAGGGAACUGAGCUGCCGUCUGCAGAGAGAAUGGGCUCGUCCCCACGUUCCUGCAAGGAGACCUGUUGGGGUGGUGGUGGGCUCAGCUUAACCCAGCCGCUACCACUGCUGUUUCACUGUGCUGCAUCCCCCAGACGCACAGCCUCCCUGGUGGUGAGGUGUGGGACGGAGCAGCUUGGCUGCACGUUGAGCUGUGGGAGCACAGGGGCUUUGUGCACGUGGUACAAAGGGCGAUUGUUCCAUGGGGACGCUGCCGUCGGCGGGCGGCUGCAGGAGGGGAUGCAGCCAGGGGGGCUGCAGGUGUGCGGCUGCCUUUCCUCUGCUGUUUCCCAGAAUGAGGGAGGUUGCAAACCAGCCAGGGAAGCGUGUCUGCUUGUCUUUGACCACUGAAGAGGCGGGUAGGGGAGGGAGGGAGCGAGCGGGGGACUCCGACUCGUAAUAAACGCAACGGAUUUCCCUUUAUCGCCCUUCCUGAAUGGGCUGUGGGAGGCACACGUUGGUUGGAAUUACUCACGGAGGUUUAGGGCAGCUCAUUUUUGUCCGGUGCAUCAUCCACUAGCAAAUUUCCUCUCUCAAACCUGUUUGGUCAGCUACCUACGCUACUUUGUUCCCUGGGCCGGGGAGCUCCUUUAUCUAACCCAUCCACUGCAAAUAAUCGCUCUUACCACCGUCUAGUUAGCUGAGCCCCUUGAUUAGAAUAUUUGCUUUCCUUGUGCUCCAUUGGUGAAUUACGUGAGUCACAGGGUGCUGCUGGUUGUUGGGGAUUGGAUAACCAGUGUUUACAAUUCAGACGUUCUCAGAACUUGAGCUAGCAUGAAAACUCUCAAAAAAACCCCAUGGGCUGUUUCCCACAUCAAAGAGGUUCAGCCCCUUCCAAGCUCGGAUUGAAACUCAAACAAAGAUUCUUUCAUUAAGUUCAGAAAUGCUUGGAGAAUUCUUUGAAAAUUAUUUGUUUUUAAUGCGAUGGGAGACGUUCGAAUUUCCACCAAGGGCAGGAUUUGCAAGUAUGCAGAUGUGUUUAAUGACCUUGCUCCUUGUAGUAUUUCCAGUGCUAGCAGGAGAAUGGCGAGAGAUCGAUCCCAUUGGAGUCAGGUCAGAUCCUCCAGCGUCCAAAAACACGGCUACUUAUUUCCUGUAGGAGCGUGGUCUGUUGUCCAUCCAUUAUCACCCUUCUCAUAUCUGAGGUGAUUGUUUCACAAGUGGGAGCCCAUCUCGGAGUGGGCACGGAGGUGCAGAUGCCUGAUUGCCAGCCAGACCAGCCCUUCAUGGCAUCCCUGCCUGUACAACAUCAGCUUCUUUGCUAGCAGAGGGAGUGAAACGAGGGGAGGGGUGGGUUAAUGCUUUCACUGAAAACCCCUGCAAGGAAUGCAAGGCUUGAUGGUGUUCUCUAAUAGGUGGAAAUGACUCAAGUCUGUUAAACGGAAUGGAAAAGUUCAGUCACUCCUUUCUGACUGUUCAAUCUGUUGUUACUUCAGAACAGAACGUUUCAUUGUGAGCGUCUUCGGUGUCUGGUAUUUUGGUGGCUCUGCAUCGUCCCUUUGGGAGAGCUGGAUCAUUAGCUUGACUGGCUGUUUGAUGUCAUCUCUGGGACAUCACCUCAUGUGUUCCAGGGCCUGGCAAGCCCCAUUCUAUGAAAUGCUCCCGCUGGAUCUUCUCCAGGGCUCAGCGCCUUCUUCGUGUGACGUGUCAGCCUGUGCCCUGAUCAGUCUCCCUUAAUUAGAGCAAUUGGCUGUCCAUUUCUAUGCGGGGAAAAUGUGGAAGGAGAGGGGUUAUGCUGAGGGAAGGAAGCUGGAGGACGCUCCUUGAGGCUUGCUGCUUGAGGACCCUGCUGGCAGCAUGGAUGCCAGGCAGUGUGUAGGGCACUGUGCACGCCAGAAAGGACGGCGCUAAGUGUCCUCUCAGUCCACAGCGGCGAUACUGGCAGUGUUUACUUGGCCUUGUAACAUGCUAGGUGCUGUGCAAGCCCAGAAAAAAAGUUGGCCCAAAGACCUACUCACUCAGAUGCAAUGUUUCUACAUGCCUUAGGGUUUGUUUUGUUUUGCUAACUGGUUUGGCGAGGAAGUUGAAAGCUGCAGAGAUGGUGGGAUUUCUGUCCGCACAUGAAACCUGACCUUGCCUUCUCCCAGACGUGCAUGGGGUAUUGGGUCUGCCUCACUCAUUGUACGAGGAAGAACACGCUUUUUGGCCUGUCUUAUCGCUUGCUGAUUGCCAGGAGGACUUCACAAGCCUCAGCAAGCAGCAGAUGACUCACUCCGCCUUUGUCAGACCUUGCCCUGGGAAUGUGCAUCUUUUCUUCUGAUUGGAAGAGGCUGGGUGAUGAGUAUGAGCUUCCUGAUGGUUUGAGUGAGGUGGAAUGAAUAAUCUGGCUGCAGGAAGCUCCCUGUGAGCACUAACAGCCUCUACCAUGUCAUAGUUGGUUCUAGACCUGCUGGAGAGCUCAAGAACCAGCCUAGUGCCCACUGGCCAUGAAAUAGCUAGAAAUGGGUAGAUAAAUUUGUCUAGGUCAUUCUGGAGAACGUAUGAGAGCUUCCAUCUUGUCAUACUUGGAGGAGAAAGUGCUGGAGCAAAGGCUGCAACCAGGAUGGAGAAACGGUGCUGCAGGUGGGCCAGCUUCUAGCUGAAGAGAGCAGCAGGGGCUCCAUGGCUCUUGGAGGUCAAUUUUUGGUUGUAUGAGUGAUUUGGGGGAACGUUUGAACUCCUGCAUGCUUUACCUGGGGCUGAUCUUCCAGGAUUUGAAACAGCGUUGCAUCACUGAUCUUUCCAGAAAGGCAUCCAUACCAAAGUCCAUCCAGUGCAGCCUCCAUCAGCAUGUGCUCACUUAGGUUGAUGGAAAACCUCCAGUUGGCUUUGAUGGGCUUGGCCCCAGCCUCUGCUGAGCAGCAGCAUUUUGGAAAGAGAAAACUGCAUACAAAGGCAUGACUCACUUAUGAAGAAGUUGCCCUCAUGUCAUCCCCUCCCGUGAAGACACAGUUUCAGAGGGCUGUCCUCCUGCUAGGGCAGAGAAGGGAGCAAUGGGUGAGGAGAGAGCUGUCCCUCUUUCCUACCCAUGCUCAGGUUCCAUCCAGGCAUCUGUUUUGUGCUUGGUAGGUCUGGGAAAGGGGAAGUUACUGCGGGGUUACUCUAUUAUUGACGUGAGACCUCUUAUCCUGACCUAGACCCGUCUAAGGCUAGGUAGACCAGGUGGCUGUGGUGUUCAGUAAGGCCUAGAGAUGGUGCAGCAGGGCCAGAGCUUCCUCUAAGGUCUAUGCAGAUACUUUUCACUUCAUUUAAGGCAUUGUUUUUGGAAAGAUUUCUGCUCUUGUUCUCAAAGCCCCCUGAAGCCUGGCUGCUCCAAACUGGCCCUCUUCUGGGUACUUGACCUUGGAGCUAGAUGAUGGUGUUCUGCUUUCUCUGGCCUUUGGGAUCACUGACUGUGGUGGCAUGGUUUCUGUGAUAAAUAACCAAGGUAGACUGCCUUUGAGCGAGUCCUUAUCAGCUGUUGGAGGAAAGGAAUAGCAAACAGAGUCAGCAAGCCUGCUGGAAACACUGCUGCCUAUUGGCUCAGCCGGAGGCCAUCUGGCCACAUCUGCCUCGACGGCAAAUCUUGGGCUUAAGAAAAUCCCUCGGUUCCAAGAAGUGAUAAUUAACUCAGGUAGUUCAACUGCAAGGGCAGAACAGAGCUCCGGAAUAACCCUCCAAAGCAGCAUGGCUCAGCUCCUGCGACAUCCCUGGGAGAAGGGUGCAUCCCUGGCCUCAUCUUGCUCUCAGAGGUGCUCUUGCAAAUGGAAAGGUGUGAAAAUUUCAAAAUAGGAAGCUGGUGGGGCAGAUCACCUCUGGCAGCCAUCUCCAUGGGCUCCAGAGUGAGCUUGCACAGAGACUUCAGCUUAGAUGCUCGCUUUCCCGGUGGCCCAAGCUCGUGAAGAUGAAUCUUGCCCCAUUGCACCCAAUGCUGAAUGCUCUGGGGGCAGUGCUACCUCUCAGAGUUGCUCCUCACCUCUUUGGGAUGGGGCAAUCAGAGGAGCCCACCUGUGGUACCCAUCUAAGACCAGGGUUUGUCUUUGCUGCCUGCACUCCUGCUGGGCUGUUUGCAGCAGCUAGGCGUUAGGCCCCGUGCACUUGAAAGGAAGAGUCCCGGGGCUUUCUCUACUAAUCCUGUGUGGCAGAGAGUUCCAGAAGACUUGAGGAACAAACAGAAAAUAACGUUGAUCGAGGUCAAUAUCAAAACCAAAUGAUCAGAGAAACAAAUAUUUACCCAAGUCAAUAUUUAACUAGGGAGACAAUAAAUGCUGAUAUUGAACCAAAUCUGUAUAUAAAUACGGUCUAUUUAUAACGUGUCCCUUUAAAGGGGCACUGCCAGGUACUUGCCAUGGCUUUUGAUUGAUGAUUAUCCUCCCCAUUGUUUGCCGAUUCCCUUGGAGGCUGGAGUUUCAUGCAGGUGCAGGCAGGAGAAACAGACCGCGCUACGUAAUCCCACGGCCCGGCCACCGUUGCCCUCAUCCCAUGAGUGCUUGGGGAGGUCCCCCCGAGCUGCAGAGUGGGCAAGGGGUUCAGGGUCCCCACUUUGCAGAGCAGGAGAAGGCUGUGGCCAGGAGGGCCGGAAGAUGCCAAGAAAUGAAGAAACUCCUUGAUUCCCCCCUCCUCCCCUCCCAGCUGCUCUCUCUGCCAACUUCACGAGCUCGUCGCCUGUUUAGCAAACAUCGAUUUCUCUCCUUGUUCCUCUGUGGUGACCACAUUUGAUGUUUCUGUGGCGGUUUGUUAUUUAUCAACUUCAGAUUAGAGAGCCUUUAAUCAUGGGAAGGACGUGUCCCACCUCCUGCCUCGUCAGCUGGCCGUGCCUCGCGCCUUUCUAACGAUGCUCGUGGUUUAUCGCUGGCAAAAUGGCCUGCUUGGCUCAGGCUCCCGUUUUUGUGUGUCCUGCCAAGAAAUGUUUGUCUGGGGCUCUGUGUUUGUUGAUCAGUGUCCUGAUAACUACUCAGCCUGCCUCAGAUGGGAUUGAGGUGAGGGGUGGAGGCCUCCGAGGCAGGAGAUUCCUGCAGGGUUUUUGGAAGUUGGUGGCUGGCAGAGUGGGAGGACUUGGGUCAGUGCUGGUCACAGGAGCGCCCAUUCGAGGGAGAGAAGUAGAGUGGGGAACCCUUUCCUUCGCCUGCAUGGGUUUUUGCUUUCUUUCCGCUGGCAGGUUGAAAAGGCCCUCCUACACGGUCAGAAAUAUACUGUGACUUCAAGGGGAAAAUGCAGAAAUUCAACAUUUUUAUUGCACUGAAAACUUCCUGGCCGAAGCGAAAAUCCCGGUUUGGAGGAGAUGCCUCCUGAAGCGUGGAGGUUUUGUUGAUGUCUGCUUUGGCUGUGUUUCCCCUUGGCUCAGUUUUUGCUGGAGCUAGUGACCCAUGACUCCUGGCACCGCUGUCGGUGAAGCCUGGGGCGUGCCCAUCUCCUGACCCUCUAUCUCAUCCUCGUCUGCAGCAGUGCCAUUACUAAUGCCUAAAGGAAACUGAGUCACCGAGCCCUCCGAAGAGCUGCUUGCCCUUCAGCUGGAAGGCCCUGUGUAGUCUUUCUCCAUUAAGCCAGGGCGGGAUGACUCUUGCAGUGUUGAGGUGCACUGAGCACUGUGGCUGUGUGAUUGGCUCAGUACUCAAAAAGGCAAGAAAAUAGUUAAUUUUCUGCCUGUGGCUGUCAGAUGGGGAGGAGGGAACGGGCUGAGCAUUUCUGGUCAUUCCUGCCUCAUGUGAGCCACCGCAGAGUCCUCAGCUGCCCUCCCAGGAGCUUGGCUGAACUAUGUGUGUUGUACUGAAGCUGUUUCUUGCAGGUGAUGGGAUGCAAAUCACCAAAAACCAUCAUAGCUCUGACCCAGAGGCUUCACCAUGAAGCAUCUGUUCGUGCUUCCAGCCAGCCCAUGGGACCAGCAGCCUUCCAGGGGUGGCAGAUCUUAUGUCCCCAACUCUUUUGGUGGCUGUCCUAUCAAGGCCACGUGACUUUGUGGUCUAUCAUCAACCUGCAAGAAACAUCUUCAGUUUGCUUGUAGCUCUCACAAUAUUUACACCCCACAAGUAGGAAAACUGAGUUGAGUUGGUUUUGCUGGUUUGCUUUGAGAGAGAGCGAAGCCUAGUCUGGUUUCCACCCCUUGCUGCUCUGACUGUCCAGCCUAUUAAACGUGUGAAUGACCCUAUGGUGAAGAGAUGAGGCUUUACCACAGUCCUGGAGAAACCUCGUGGUUAGGCUGCACCCCAUGAGGAUGGAACAACGGAUGCCACUCACUCUCGAGGGACGAUCUGAAAUGGAUAAGUACCUCUCCAGCCAGUUGCCACCCAUCCCCAUGAUACCGGACAAGAAAUACCGCCGGGAGAGUGCCUCAGUGGUUGAUGAGUUCUUCUCAACGGAGAAGCCCAAUUCCACGCCUUACAGCGUGAACAUCAAUGUGAUCCUGCCCGACACCACGCACUUACGCACUGGACUUUACCGAUCUCCCAAACCCAUGACGCCAUUCACGCAGAUCAAGACGGAGCCUGGCACCAGCUUCUCCCAGCCCUGCUCUUCCACAUCGGGCUCCACGCAGACCCUGCCUGACUUUACCAGCGUCUUCAGCAUGCCCCAGUCGGUGGCAGUCAACAACAUCUUCAUCAAGCAGGAGAUGCCUUCAGAUAUCCCGCUAUCCAGCAGUUCACAGCAAGCCCAGUUUUACCAGAUGCCUCUUGGCAAUGGCAACGCUGAUCUUACCAACCUGACGCCCUCCUCAAACAGCACCACAGCCAUCAACAGCCUCAGCGGUGUCACCAUGUCCACAGGUAACGCCAUGUCCAGUGUGCUUCACAGACAUGUCCAGGCUGGAGGGCCAGUUAAGCAGUACCCACAUAUCUCCCAAGGACAGGAAAACUUCAACAUCUCAGGGCAGUUCUAUGCUGUGCCAGGGGUGAACCUGCCGCCUUCACCCCCCAACUCGCAGCCUGGCAGCCCAGAAAAUCAACCAGAGCUCAUCAACACCAUCUCUCCCCCACCAUCCUAUGAAGCCACUUUUGGACUGAAGCUGGUCCAAUCAUCCCAGGUCCCUCCAGUCCCCAACAGCCUUGGGACCCUCUGCCAAGGGCCCACUGUCAUGCAGACCCUCAAAUAUAACAGACGCAACAACCCUGAGCUGGAGAAAAGGAGGAUCCACCACUGUGAUUACCCAGGUUGCACAAAAGUGUAUACCAAGAGCUCCCACCUGAAGGCACACCAAAGGACUCACACAGGUGAAAAGCCCUACAAGUGCACCUGGGAUGGCUGUGACUGGCGCUUCGCCCGCUCCGACGAGCUGACCCGGCACUACCGCAAGCACACAGGUGCCAAGCCCUUCAAGUGCCUGGCCUGUGGCCGGUGCUUCUCUCGCUCUGACCACCUGGCACUGCACAUGAAGCGGCACCAGAACUAGGGACCACCUCCAUUGCUAUGUCUCCAAGGGCAGCUGGGACUCUUCUUCGAGGGGACCUCUCCUCCACUUGUACAUAGGAGCAACCCCAUGCUGUGAUCAACUGGCAGGACAGAAGGUGAAUCUCACCCCCACCGUUCCUGGUUUUAAAACAGAUACCAUUAAAAAAGAAUGAUAAUUACAGACUGAUCUUGCCACAAGGCUCCUUGUAGCAACAGGGCAAUGGGUCUUGGAUGGUGAGGUCUUUCUUCCAGCAAACCUGCUAUUUAUUUGUCUUUUGGGACCAGCUCUCCUUGGUGUCUUGAGCUCUUGGGGACAUUUUGCCCCCCACAAGGUUGUGCCUUUGGGAAGUCAAAGGAUGGCUGGGAAGGCUGGUGGACCGAGGUGUCCCACCAGUUGUGAAAUCCUUUUGGACUAACCCAUUUCAUGGCCAUGAUUGACACUGGUGACAUGGAGAAGUGCGGCCCAUGGCUACUUGAGUUGACAGCCCCGGUCUCUGUGAGAGCAUAGAAGAAAGUAUAAAAUACUUAGACAAGGGACAGUGCAGAAGCUGUAUCCUGUCAAACCCAGGGCAUUUGCCCUGCUUGGAUAGAUUUUCUGGUUACGUCCGUAGCAUUUCUGCUUCCAAGAUGAAAUGUGACUCCAGAUGAAUCUGAGGGGACCAGGGUGGGUCUCACCCUGGGGACAGCAAGGAACUCACCUGUGAGCUCUGGCUUCCCAGAACGUGCCAUGCCUUUCUUCAAAGGGCAGGCUCUGCUCAUCCCUUGACCACAUGCAUGAGGAACCAGACAUCACCCAUCAUGCUGGGUCUGUGCUGUUGCUGUUUCACCACCUUUAGACAAAAGAAAGGGGAAGAAGAACCAAAGAAGCGUCUUUAAAACAAAUUCCGAUAAAUCCUGUUGUUCAGAAUGUGAUCGUGUUACCUACCUCACUGGUUCCCCCACCCCAAGCUCUGCAAAGUGCCUCCCCCCACUUCCUCGGGUGCCAUGACGCAUAGGGCAUGUUGGCUCCCCUUCAAAGCCUACCAGGGGUUAGGUGUGGGCAGAACGAGGGCCAGGCCACGCCAGCUCAACCGGAAGCUGUGGAGGUAAUAAAUAAAUUAGGAACAAAUAAUGGGCCUGCUGCGUUCAACGGAAUAUUGAUUUCCCCUCACCCCGGCUUCUCUUUCAUUUUUCCUUGAACAAAAUUAAGGAACGUGUGGGUGGAUGCAUCUCCUCACCAGGAACUGAACUGCAGCAUCUUCAGGCCGAUAAAUGAUCUUUUGCUAACUGCAGCCAUAUCCACCAAGCCCCGGUCAUGGUCGCAUCCUCAUGUCCGUACUUGAGCUCUUCCAUCAUGGCUCGGUGGGGAGCAGUGGGUGCUGGGGCCAAUGGACUUAUCCAUGCUUCAUCCUGUUGGCUGUGGGGUCUCUGCGUGUGUUGAGGUCUGGUGUGUACAAGUGGUAGAAGCCACCAUACUGGGGCAGGUGCUGCUGGUUUCUCCUCUUGCUUCCUUUUGGAGACCCUCAGGAUGGGGUCAGGGCAAAAGGGGCUGAACCUCCUAAAUGUGAGUUAAACUACAGGGAAGUGGGUUGACCAGCUCACCGCAUGUGCCAUCAGGCUGGUGGUGGGCUUACCCCUCACCUAUCACUCUCCCAGAGAGACUUCAUUGACCCCCCCUUUUACUGUGGGGACGAAAACCUCCAGCUGCCCCCACUUCUAUCUCCUGGAGCCCAAAACUCACACGCUGACAAACAACAAAUGCCAAUCCACUCAACAGGCAGCUUUAAAUCAUAGGGGAAUUUGAAAUAAUUUACCUGAUUAUCUCUCUAUUUUUUUUUUUUUCACUACAGAAAAAAAUGCAUCUGCUCAUCCUCACAUAGACACACAUCUAUAUUUUUGUUGCAUUUGAGAUUAUUUUGAUGGGGGACUGAGGAAGAAGUGUCAUUAUGAAUAACCCACUCCAGUCCAUCUUUGCACCUCUGGUCUGUAUGCAAAAUGUUGCCAUGCAGAUGUUCUACUAGCGCAAAGGCAACGCUGAAAGUGUCCCCAGCAAAACCAGAGCGCAUCUCAGCUUUUAUUCCUUUACUUCUGUCUCCAGCUGUGUGUUUGGUGGCUGAAGGCAGCUUUGCCUGUGAGCCCCAGAAGAAGCUGGGACAGGAAGGGAGGGAUGCUGAAGGAGCAAAGCCAGCAGCAGGAGAGAGAUAGGGAGCUGGGCUGGAGGAAGGUCUCUCUGUACCCUGUCCCUUCCCAAGGCAGACAGGAUACACUGGGGAAGGUCUGAGAGCCUGGGGGGCUCUUCCUGCAAGGUUUCCUGUGCUUUGUGCAGAACAAACCCAGCUUUGGCAGCCUGUAUCAUAGCAGCAGAACGGCUGUAAAUAGAAGAGCGCUGCAUCGCUUGGCAUGUCUGUGCGGGCUGAACGUGAUCGUUCACUGCCCAGAAUGAGCACAGCGAGAAAAGGUAAUCGGGACCUGGAAAACUUGGGUGGAAGGUUUAUUUUUUUUUCCGGUGAUGCUUUUUGUUUGUUACACAGUCCCUACAACUAUUAAUCUACCUAAUAUUUUGUAAUAAAAUUUUGUCUCAUGGA